Molecule: messenger RNA, 2523 nt
Organism: Momordica charantia (bitter melon)
Lineage: Eukaryota; Viridiplantae; Streptophyta; Magnoliopsida; Cucurbitales; Cucurbitaceae
Product: inactive TPR repeat-containing thioredoxin TTL3
Cellular component (GO): cytoplasm
Molecular function (GO): identical protein binding
Source: RefSeq, a predicted model, not a curated record
CCUUCAAACCAAUUCAUUUCUAAUCUAAAAAAUUUAAUUACUUUUCAAAUCAAAAACACAAAACCCCUUUUCGGUUAAAACUUCUUCUAAUGAUUCCAUUGUAAUUUUUUCGAUUUUCCAACAAAAAUUCUCCCCGACACAAGAAAACAGAGGCUCUGCUCGAAGGAAGCCACUCCAGGGCCGCAGCAAUACAAAUCAACUCCUGGGGUUCGGCCCUCUCCAUGGUUUUUUCAACUGAAAAUUCUCAAUUUUUCAGAAUUUCGAAUGAUGGGUCUGAAAAAGAAUUAGACAAAUACCCCAUCUCAGAUGGGAGAGUCUCUGUUUUUCUGAUUGUCGAGGCGAUUCUUUCCAUUGGGGAGGAGAAUUGAGAAAUGGAAGACGACAUGUCGGAUAAGAGAUCGAGCUGUGGGCUUCUCAACGCCGUGUUUGGGCGGCGCGGGUUUUGGCCGAGAAGGAGCGCUUCCAGCGCUUCAUUGGCGAUGGGGAAUAAUCCGAACAACGCCGAUUUCGUUAAAACCGGGAACGCCAUCAAUUCGAAGCGGCGGCGGGGCGGCUCCGACGAGGCCUCGUUCCUUCAAGUUCCGGCGGAGAAUAAACCGGCGAACAAGGUGGGUCCGAAUCAACAGAGAGCGGUGUAUUCGAAUCAGCAGAAAGGGGCGGCGAUGUGUAAUCGGAAUGAAGAGUGUAAGAUCGCGGCGCCGGCCAUGGGGAGUCAUGGGUAUGUGGACCAAGGAAGAAGGGUGCCGAAGGAAGCCGUUGGGAUCUCCGGCGAGCUCGAGUGCAUGAUCGCCGAUCACCAGAAAUCAAAAGGAACGAAUGGGCUUGUGAGGGCCUCCUCCAGCAAUGUCAUGUUGUUUGGAGAUUUAGGUAACUUGAGACAACAAGGUAGGGGUGGAGGAGGAAAUGCAUACAAUGUGGUUGAUUAUGUGCCCAACACAGCAAGAGAACAGAGUUCAGUAACAAAUGGGAAAUAUCAAAAUGGUGGAAUGGGAAAUAUAGCCAAGAGUCCAACGAAACAGAGCGUAGAACAAAAAUCGAGUUCUCUUUGUCGAGCGUUGUCAACUCGAAUGGAUCCGGAGCAGUUAAAAAUUAUGGGGAAUGAAGACUACAAGAACGGAAGAUUUGCGGAAGCCUUAGCUUUGUAUGAAGCUGCAAUCGCAAUCGACCCGAAGAAGGCAUCGUAUCGAAGCAAUAAAAGUGCAGCUUUGACAGCUCUUGGUAUGCUUCUCGAUGCAGUUUUUGAGUGCAGAGAAGCCAUCCGAAUCGAACCUCAAUACCACCGAGCUCAUCAUCGACUUGCGAGGUUGUAUCUUAGAUUAGGAGAGGCAGAGAAGGCAAUGUAUCAUUACAAGCAAUCAGGACCAGAGGCCGAUCAGGACGACCUAGCGAAAGCCAAGGCUGUUCAAACUCAUUUGACCAAGUGCACCGAAGCGCGAAGAUUACGAGAUUGGAACACCCUCAUCAAGGAGACUGGCUUUGCAAUAUCAUCUGGAGCAGAUUCUGCACCACAGAUCUUUGCUUUGCAAGCUGAGGCCUUGUUGAAGCUUCACAAGCACCAAGAUGCUGAUGAAGCCAUAUCAAGAGGUCCAAGAUUUGAAGUGGAUGCCUGUACUAAGUUCCUUGGCCCUAUUAGUAAUGCCAAUUUACUAGUUAUUCGAGCUCAGGUUCACUUGGCUGCAGGCAGAUUCGAGGAUGCACUGGAGGCAGUGCAGCGGGCUGCUCGGCUUGACUCGAACAAUCGAGAUGUUAAUGCAGUGAUGAGGCGGGCUCGAGCUGUCACAGCUGCUCGAUCAAAUGGCAACGAGCUAUUCAAAACAUCCCGAUUCUCAGAGGCAUGUCGUGCAUACGGGGAGGGACUUGAGCAUGAUCCAUACAACUCCGUACUGCUAUGUAAUCGAGCUGCUUGCCGGUCGAAACUAGGACAGUUCGAGAAAGCGGUUGAAGACUGCACGGCAGCCCUCAACAGUCGCCCGUCGUAUGGCAAGGCUAGGCUGAGACGAGCAGAUUGCAAUGCCAAGUUGGGAAGAUGGGAAGCUUCAAUACAAGACUACGAGAACUUGCUCAAAGAAACUCCCGACGACGAGGAAAUCAACCAAGCGCUUGCCAAUGCUCGGACGCAAUUAAAGAAGCACUGAGGCAAAGACGUAAAGUAUAACGGACCAAAUUAAAAUUUACGAGUCAUUAUCAUGUAUCGAAUGAGACGACGGAACCAAGCACCGGCCAGCUUAUGUCAAUCUUAAAAAGGGCCACCAUUAUGGCAAAGGAAAACCACCAGGAUCUCAAGGAAGUUGUAAGGGUAAAAGUAAAACCCAGGUUUUAAAAUUAAGAAAAAUGAGAGAAGCCUCAUAGUCUCAAGUACUGAAUGGAUAUGACCUGUAAUCUCUCAGCAGAAGUUUGUUCUUUAGGUUUUGACAGGACCAACUUGUUUCUGUAUAGCUUAUCUACUUGUAGUUUAAGUUCCAAACCAUAAAUUUUAUGGCAAGUACUCUUCAUAUUAAGCUACUUUUCUUCCUUUGUCUUUAA